Molecule: messenger RNA, 4134 nt
Organism: Pundamilia nyererei
Lineage: Eukaryota; Metazoa; Chordata; Actinopteri; Cichliformes; Cichlidae
Gene: iars1
Product: isoleucyl-tRNA synthetase 1
Exons: 34
Coding region: 64-3867 (1267 amino acids)
Biological process (GO): isoleucyl-tRNA aminoacylation
Molecular function (GO): tRNA binding; isoleucine-tRNA ligase activity; aminoacyl-tRNA deacylase activity
Source: RefSeq, a predicted model, not a curated record
CGCUCUGACUCCAGCUUGCAUCAUUUCUCGUGUCUUGUCAGCCGGGUUCGGACAGCAUACGCAAUGGUGGAGCGGGUUCCUGAAAACAUUAACUUUCCCUCUGAAGAGGAGAAGAUUAUAAACUUUUGGAAUGAAAAGGACUGCUUCCAGGAAUGCCUCAAACAGUCCAAGAACAGACCCAGGUACACCUUCUACGAUGGACCUCCCUUUGCCACUGGUCUACCCCACUAUGGUCACAUCUUAGCUGGUACCAUCAAGGACAUUGUUACUCGCUUCUACCACCAGAGUGGCUUCUAUGUGGACCGGCGCUUUGGAUGGGACUGUCAUGGCCUACCUGUGGAGUAUGAGAUUGAUAAGACUUUGGGGAUCAAAGGACCAGAAGAUGUGGCCAAAAUGGGCAUUGCUGAGUACAACAAGCAAUGCCGAAGCAUUGUAAUGAGAUACUCCAACGAGUGGGAGGCUUCAGUAAAGCGAAUGGGACGAUGGAUUGACUUCCAAAAUGACUACAAGACCCUUUACCCAUGGUUCAUGGAGACUGUCUGGUGGGUUUUUAAACAGCUGUAUGACAAGGGUCUGGUGUACCGAGGUGUCAAAGUUAUGCCUUUCUCCACUGCCUGCAACACCCCCUUGUCCAACUUUGAGGCCAAUCAGAACUACAAGGAUGUUCAGGACCCCUCAGUGAUUGUCAACUUCCCACUGGUUGAGAAUGAGGAUGUUGCUUUGAUUGCCUGGACAACCACACCAUGGACACUGCCGAGCAACCUGGCCCUGUGUGUGAACCCAGAAUUACUUUAUGUCAAGGUCAAAGAUAAUACCACACACAAGACCUACAUCAUGAUGGAGGCCAGACUGGGGGCUCUGUUUAAGUCAGAGAGCGAGUACACUAUCCUUGACAAAUUUCCUGGUAAGACACUGAAAGGGAAAAAAUACAAGCCUCUUUUCCAGUACUUUGCAAAGUGUUCAGAGAAAGGAGCUUUCCAGGUUUUGACGGAUAACUAUGUCAAAGAGGAAGAGGGCACCGGAGUGGUCCACCAGGCACCUUAUUUUGGAGCUGAUGAUUAUAGGGUGUGCACUGAAUACAACAUCAUCCAGAAGGACCAGGCUCCUAUCUGCCCUGUGGACGCCUCGGGCUGCUUCACUUCAGAGGUCACUGACUUUGUGGGACAGUAUGUCAAAGAUGCUGACAAAAAUAUCAUCAAGUGGCUGAAGGAGAACAGUCGCCUCGUCAAUGCCAGCUCCUACAAACAUAAUUACCCCUUCUGCUGGAGAUCUGACACACCACUCAUCUACAAAGCCGUCCCCAGCUGGUUUGUCCGAGUGGAGCACAUGGUGGAGAAUCUACUGGACAACAAUGGAAAAUGCUAUUGGGUUCCAGAGUUUGUGCGUGAGAAGCGUUUCGGCAACUGGCUGAGAGAUGCACGCGACUGGGCAAUUUCAAGGAACCGUUACUGGGGCACACCAAUCCCCAUCUGGGUCAGCGAUGACUUUGAGGAGGUGGUUUGCAUUGGAUCCAUGGCCGAACUAGAAGAGCUGACUGGAAUCAAAGUGACUGAUUUGCAUCGGGAAAACAUCGACGAUCUGACAAUCCCCUCACGGCGUGGUAAGGGCGUGCUGCGGAGGAUCACAGAAGUGUUUGACUGCUGGUUCGAGAGUGGGAGUAUGCCUUACGCUCAGGUUCACUACCCCUUUGAAAACAGGAAGGAGUUUGAGGACAGUUUCCCAGCAGACUUCAUUGCUGAAGGCAUUGACCAGACCAGAGGAUGGUUCUACACACUGUUGGUGCUCUCCACAGCCCUGUUUGGGAAACCACCCUUCAAAAAUGUCAUUGUUAAUGGACUGGUGCUUGCCAGCGAUGGACAGAAGAUGAGCAAGCGCAAGAAGAACUACCCAGAUCCUGGACUGAUAGUGCAGAGCUAUGGAGCUGAUGCCCUCAGACUGUACCUCAUCAACUCUCCUGUAGUGAGAGCAGAGAACCUGCGUUUCAAAGAGGAGGGUGUGCGAGAUGUGCUAAAGGAUGUCUUCCUGCCGUGGUAUAAUGCCUAUCGCUUCCUGGUGCAGAAUGUUCAAAGGUUACAGAAGGAGGAGAAUAUUCACUUCCUGUACAAUGAAAACACAGCAAAGAAGAGCGACAAUAUCAUGGACAAAUGGAUUCAGUCAUUCACGCAGUCCCUCAUACAGUUCUUCAAGGCUGAGAUGAAAGCUUACCGCCUGUACACCGUUGUGCCUCGUUUGGUCAAGUUUGUUGACAUGCUCACCAACUGGUACGUCAGGACCAAUAGACGCCGCCUGAAGGGCGAGAGUGGCACUGAGGACUGCUUGUGGGCGCUGGAAACCCUCUUCAGUGUUCUGUUCUCCAUGUGCAGGCUGAUGGCUCCUUUCACACCCUUCAUUACCGAGAUGAUGUACCAAAAUCUGCGUCACCUCAUUGACCCUGCUUCUGUCGAAGAGAAGGACAACAGCAGCAUCCACUAUCUCAUGCUGCCUCAAGUCAGGGAGAAUGUGAUUGACAAGCGCAUUGAAGGCGCCGUCUCUCGGAUGCAGUCUGUGAUUGAGCUGGGCAGAGUGAUCAGAGACAGGAAGACCCUGCCUGUCAAGUACCCAUUGAAGGAGGUUGUAGUCAUCCACCAGGACCCAGAGGCUCUGAAGGACAUUGAGUCACUGCAGAAAUACAUACUUGAAGAGCUUAAUGUGCGACAGUUGACACUUUCAACAGACAAGGACAAGUAUGGUAUCCGCCUGAGAGCCGAGCCAGACCACAUGGUGCUGGGCAAGAGAUUAAAGGGGGCCUUCAAAGCCGUCACUGCUUCUAUCAAGGAGCUCACGAGUGAACAGCUUGAAGCCUUCCAGAAGAAAGGCUCCAUAGUGGUGGAUGGUCAUGAGCUCCAUGAGGAGGACCUGAGGCUGAUGUACACGUUUGAUCAGAGCUCAGGCUCUGCACAAUAUGAAGCACACUCUGAUGCACAGGUCCUGGUGCUGUUGGAUGUCACCCCAGAUCAGUCUAUGGUGGAUGAAGGCGUUGCCAGAGAGGUCAUCAACCGCAUUCAGAAACUACGCAAGAAGGGGCAUUUGGUGCCAUCAGAUGAGAUAACGGUGUACUACCGCUCCCAGCCAGAGGGGGAGUACUUGGACUCUGUGAUCAAGGCUCACACUGACUUCAUCCUGGCUACCACAAAGGCUCCACUUUUCCCCUUCCCUGUCCCAAAAACUGCCAGCGUCAUCAUAGAUGAAAAGACCCAGCUGAAGGGUUCAGACCUGGAGUUAACCAUAGUAAAGGGAUCUUCGGCCCCUCGGGCUCCUCUAAAUGGACCAGCUUGCACAUAUGUCAACCUCCAGGUGAAGGUCAACAACAAAGAACAAGAGGGUGUAGUGCUGUUGGAGAAUCCCAAAGGGGAUAACAGGCUAGACUUGGACAAGCUGAAAAGAGCGUGCAGCAGCAUCUUUGGAACCAAUAACACACAGCUCAAAUUCUUCAGUGACGGAACUGAGCUGACCAGCAAAACGGACGUGCAGACUCUGACUGGUAAAACUUUGUCAGUGACUGCGGGAACUGCGUCACCUGGCCCCGCCCCCUCCACCGACACCAUCGCGUGUCCUUAUGUAAACCUUCUACUAUGCAACGCUCAGCCAGCUGAGUGCCAAUCAGGAGACGUGGGUACCCUCCUACUGGUCAACCCAGUAGGCCAGAAUCGGCUUAACCACGAAGGCUUGCUCUCUGAGACUGCCAAAGUUUUUGGCCUCCGCAGCAGGCGGCUCAAACUCUACCUGGAUGAGGACCUUACCCAGGAGCUGCCAGCUGAUUCUUCAGUCAAAUCUCUUGACACCAAAACUCUGUUUGUGAGAGUUCUUCCUACGACCGCUGAGGCAUAAAUCCACAAACCACCUGAAGAGCUUUUGUCUCUGACAGACCACAUGUUCCCUAAAUGAAGGUUUCUACCACUCAAUAGCCCGAUUGAUGUACGAUGGAGUAGCAUGGAGUAGCUUCAUAUGUUUAUGAUGCUUUUUGAAUGCAGAUCAGGGGUUGUCUGUCAAAUUCAGAACUGUUAAAAUGCAGAGUCACAAACAGAAAAGUCUUUGUGUAACAUAAACUCAGAUGGAAAAAAAAAAGAACGUUUUGGGAUGUCUUUGUAUUUAAAU